This is a messenger RNA of Propithecus coquereli (Coquerel's sifaka), 618 nucleotides long. RefSeq names its product lymphotoxin alpha (gene LTA). NCBI's taxonomy places the organism in Eukaryota, Metazoa, Chordata, Mammalia, Primates, Indriidae. The transcript is spliced from 3 exons. Gene Ontology annotation, cellular component: membrane. Gene Ontology annotation, biological process: immune response. The coding region runs from base 1 to 618 and encodes 205 amino acids. The record is from RefSeq and is a predicted model, not a curated record. Gene Ontology annotation, molecular function: tumor necrosis factor receptor binding.
AUGACACCACCUGGACGUCUCUGCCUCCUGAGGGUGCGUGGCACCCCCCUCCACCUUCUCCUUCUGGGUCUGCUGCUGGCCCUGCCGCCUAGGACCCAGGGGCUCCCUGGUGUUGGCCUUGCACCUUCAGCUGCCCAGACUGCCCAUCAGCACCCCCAGAAGCAUUUCACCCACAGCACCCUCAAACCUGCCGCUCACCUCAUCGGAGACCCCAGCAAGCAAGACUCACUACACUGGAGAGCAAACACGGACCAUGCCUUCCUCCAGCAUGGCUUCUCUCUAAGCAACAAUUCCCUCCUGGUCCCUGCCAGUGGUAUCUACUUCGUCUACUCCCAGGUGGUCUUCUCUGGGCAAGCCUGCCCCCCCGAGGCCACACCCACCCCUCUCUACCUGGCCCACGAGGUCCAGCUCUUCUCCUCCCAGUACCGCUUCCACGUGCCUCUCCUCAGCGCCCAGAAGACCGUGUGCCCAGGGCCACAGGGACCUUGGUUGCACUCGAUGUACCACGGGGCCGCGUUCCUGCUCACCCAGGGAGACCAGCUGUCCACUCACACAGACGGCGUCUCCCACCUACUCCUCAGCCCCAGUAGUGUCUUCUUUGGAGCCUUUGCUCUGUAG